UGAUAGCAAGCAGACGUCCUCCAGAAUUGGCCAAUGCGGGCUGCACUUGACUUGCACUGGCGCUGGAAAGCAAUCGAUAAUAAGCCAGGCCGAGCUUUCUCAUCCGAUCUGCUCAAGAUCCUCCGAGACUUGGCAAAUUGAAAUUCAGUCGCGCCGCUUGACCAGCCUUUCAACUGAAUUGCGAGAAUCACCGCAACCUCAAGCCCGCUGUUACCGUCAUCUUUCCGCGUCCGCCACCGAUUACAUUCACUUAUCGGCCACCAUAUCAAAAAACUUCUGCAUCCGCGCACUCCUCCAGCUCCCCAGCACUUCUCCUCCCCAGCCUCGUCGUACCGCAACCCUCGACAAUAUCACCACCGUCAUCCAUCCCAAUAUCCAGCGCUUCUUGUUAUCUAUUCGCCCCCAGAGAACCUCGGACAUCAUGGCGGACUUCUCCCACUACGGCGCCGACGACGAUAACGUCGAAAUCAAGUCGCUGGCUGCCGAAGUUGAAGCCGAUACCGAUAGUUUCGAGGCAUGGGAAAAGCUCAUUCGUGCUUGUGAGGCUCAGGAAGGAGGACUGAACCGAAACUCCAGCCCUCAGGCUCUUUCCACCCUACGCGAUGCCUACGACAGAUUCCUCCUCAAGUUUCCUCUGCUAUUUGGCUACUGGAAGAAGUAUGCCGAUCUCGAGUUCAACAUCUCCGGCCCCGAGUCGGCCGAAAUGAUCUAUGAGCGCGGUUGCGCCAGCAUCACAAACUGUGUGGAUCUGUGGGCAUCUUAUUGUUCGUUCAAAAUGGAAACAACCCACAAUCCGCUCUUGGUGAGAGAGCUCUUUGAGCGCGCGGCAACAUCCGUUGGUCUCGACUUCCUCGCCCACCCCUUUUGGGAUAAGUACAUCGAGUAUGAAGAGAGACAGGAAGCUCAUGACAAGAUCUUCGCUAUCCUGCAGCGAGUGAUUCACAUUCCCAUGCACCAGUAUGCUCGCUACUUCGAGCGUUUUCGACAACUUGCUCACAAUCGACCCCUUGUUGAGCUGGUGCCAUCAGAUACUCUGGCACGUUUCCGCACUGAAGUCGAAGCUGAAAACGCAGCAUAUGGUGGAAUGGCCAAGGCUGAACUCGAGUCGGAGCGGGACAUUCGCGCCAAGAUCGAUACUCUGUAUUACGAGACUUUCCGUCAGACCCAGGAGGAGACCACGAAGCGCUGGACCUACGAGUCUGGGAUUAAGCGACCAUACUUUCAUGUUACGGAGCUUGAAAACGAGCAGAUGGCCAACUGGCGCAAGUACCUUGACUUUGAGGAAGCUGAGGGUGACUUCGCUAGGAUCACAUUUCUCUACGAACGAUGCAUUGUCACGUGUGCGCUCUACGACGAAUUCUGGUUUCGAUAUGCGCAGUGGAUGUCUUCCCAGCCUGGAAAGGACGCCGAGGUACGCCAUAUCUACAUGCGUGCUGCUGCGCUCUUUGUGCCGAUUAGCAGACCCGGCAUUAGACUUCAGUUCGCGUAUUUUGAGGAAUCGCAAGGUCGUGCGGAUGUUGCACGAGACAUCCACGAGUCCAUCUUGAUGCAACUCCCUGAUUGUGUAGAGGCUAUUGUCUCAUGGGCCAACCUGCAGAGGCGUCAAAGCGGCCUCGAUGCCGCUAUCGAGGUCUACAAGACACAAAUCGAUGCUCCUCAAGUUGACAUUUUCACAAAAGCUGUUCUUGUUACGCAAUGGGCCUAUCUUCUUUGGAAGAUCAAGGGGUCUGUGGAUGAAGCCAGAACAGUAUUUGCCAAGAAUGUACAAUGGUAUGCUGACAGCCGGCAUUUUUGGCAAAAGUGGGUUGAAUUCGAGUUGGAGCAGCCUACCAACGCGGAUCUUGAAAUCCAACACAGCGAGCGAAUGAAGCGGAUCUUCGAUGACUUGCGUGUAAAGAGCCGCAUCUCCUCUGCUGCAAAGAAGAGUCUAUACUUGACAUACUUGACUUACCUUCAGGAAAGAGGUGGUAAGGAUGCUAUGAAGCAGUUCUUGACUGUACACAGGGAAAUAUAUGGUCCUUCUUCGACCUCUAUACUAAGCAAGCCAACUCUCAAGGAGAAUGGCACGAUGCGGGCACCUCUGGACGAUGCUGCUCGACAGAGGGCCGAGACCACUUACCCAAGUUACUAUGAGUUUAUCGCCGAGCCAGACGAGACGGCCCAAGGCACCGCAUCAUUCAACUAAGGCGGCUGUGUCCUCGAACGACUCUGAUCAACGAGUUUCGAAUGUGGCUCUUCUUGAAAUUGGCACUGCAUCCACAUGUGUAUAGAGCGAGUCAAUCUCGCAAUCUUUCUGCUUCCCCUAUGGGUCUGGAAUUCUUAAGGUGGGGUCAAAAAUGUAUUCUAGCCCGGUAAGAGACGUCACUGGGACUGGAGUUAAAGGCGUGUAGUAUAUGGGCCGAUGAGGACUGAAGUUGCACACGUAUAACCAUUUACUUGAGCAUUUGGAGCUAAUGUAAACGAAGCUCAAUGUGCACAUCGUAUAGCUUAAUAGUAGCUUAUUUCAACACAAGAUGCCACAUCAAAACAGCAAUACGGACG
Truncatella angustata is the source of this 2541-nucleotide messenger RNA. Its product is annotated as pre-mRNA-processing factor 39. Gene Ontology annotation, molecular function: protein binding. Gene Ontology annotation, biological process: mRNA 5'-splice site recognition; RNA processing. Gene Ontology annotation, cellular component: U2-type prespliceosome; U1 snRNP; commitment complex. The transcript has 5 exons. The coding region runs from base 422 to 2185 and encodes 587 amino acids. NCBI's taxonomy places the organism in Eukaryota, Fungi, Ascomycota, Sordariomycetes, Amphisphaeriales, Sporocadaceae. The record is from RefSeq and is a predicted model, not a curated record.